AUGGCGGAGAAAUUGAAAGACAUGGAGAAAGACGGCGAGCGAUGGACGGCCGGGAUCUCUAAUCUUACCGAGAUCUCGCAAAAUAUCGACUCUCUGCAGCGGCUGCUGAUUAAGAAAGCCGUUUACGUCGACGGUGAAACCUUCGCCAAAGCUUCCCUUAGCUCCGAGCAAGCCCGCACGAUAAAGAUACUUGAGCAGAGGGUGGAGACCUUAGAAAGAGAACUUGAUGCUGCCAUAUCGGCUGCUGCUCGUGCUCGUACUGAAAAACGUCAGGCUGAAGCAUCACAGAAGGCUGCUGAACUACGUGCCCUAGAAAUUACAAGAGAAUUGGAAAACACGACAAAAGUAUUUGGACUUCACAUGGAGGAGUUGCGUGCAAAGCAAGAGGAGAUUUCUAAACGGGAUAAAGAGAUAAAACUUCUCGAGGCUAUAAUACAGACACUUGGCGGCAGAGAGUCACUUUCAGCACAAUGCUAA
This is a messenger RNA of Striga hermonthica, 477 nucleotides long. NCBI's taxonomy places the organism in Eukaryota, Viridiplantae, Streptophyta, Magnoliopsida, Lamiales, Orobanchaceae. The record is from the annotation of a GenBank genome assembly.